AUGCGCUCUGAUCACCGCUCCCACAGGCGAAUAGCUCGUUAUAAAGCAGAACUGUCUACGCGGCCAAAGCGCGCGAACAGUGAUGCCACAACGAGCAGCACCGGUUCGGGUUCGGACAUGUCUGCGUUUGGCGACAUGGAUGUCGAGCCACCGGUGAUAGAGUAUCAGCCUGACGACCUCGAUGAACCCUUGUCGUGGGCGUUCCAGGAUGGUGAUCCAGUGUGGGUCAAGACCGAGGAAGGGGAGUGGCUCCAGGGAACCGUUAAUGGCAAGAGCACCCGUAGAGGGGCCACUCGGCAGAAGGAGGGCGUGUUCUUUCCCGUGUCCUUCCGCAUAAGCUCGCGGAAGUACUUCGCGCCUUUGAAUGGCGACGUCAAGCCUGAUACCCCGGAAGUGAGGCGACUGUUACUGGAGGGCGGCUGGCUAUAG
Molecule: messenger RNA, 429 nt
Organism: Sparassis crispa
Lineage: Eukaryota; Fungi; Basidiomycota; Agaricomycetes; Polyporales; Sparassidaceae
Exons: 3
Coding region: 1-429 (142 amino acids)
Source: RefSeq, a predicted model, not a curated record